AUGCACACCCGCCACGCUAAGAGUAUGUGUCUGAGGAGGAGGUGGGUAGUGGAGGGGGGAGACAGGUUGGCAGUUGUUUUGAGUGACAGUUCGACUCAGCAACAUUCCCCGAGUCAACCAAGCAUUUUUUUUUUCUCAUGGAGACCCUUCUUACUGAGUCUGUUUGCAGUGCGUUGUGGGGGCUGCUCUGAGCCCGUCUCCCCCGCUGACCUGGUGAUGCGAGCGGGGGCCGCUGUGUUCCACCUGCGCUGCUUCACCUGCAGCGAGUGUUCCUGCCGCCUGCAGACCGGAGAGCGCUGCGUCCUCAGGGGGGGGCGGCUGCUGUGUGCCAGAGACCACUACCACCAGAGUGAGGCCAGCCCCCCCUCCUCCGACACAGGUCAAAGUGAAGAUGAAGAAGAAGAAGUAGAGGAGGAGUGUGGAAGAGUUACAGGCAGACGAGUGAGAUCAGAAGAUCUGGAGAGCAAACGUCCCAAAAGGCCUCGCACCAUUCUGACCACUCAACAGAGACGGACCUUUAAAGCUUCCUUCGAGGUCUCAUCCAAGCCCUGCCGAAAGGUAAGGGAGACCUUGGCAGCGGAGACGGGUCUGAGCGUCCGGGUGGUGCAGGUCUGGUUCCAGAACCAAAGAGCCAAAAUGAAGAAGCUGGCCAGGAGGCAGCAGCAGCAGCAGGAGCAGCAGCAGACUCAGGAGCCACACGACCACACGUCACAUCACACAGCGCCCUCCUGUGGCAGCCUGACCUCUGAGCUGGAGCACCUGGGCUCCUCCUUCAGUCACAUCCAGCAGCAGCAGAUGGGCCUCACCACCGUGGAGCAGCAGGACUACGACAUGGACCCCUUCAGACAGGGCCUGACCCCUCCUCAGAUGCCCGGGGAUCACAUGCACCCCUACGGUUUUAAGGGUCUGUACGGAGACAUGGACAGAGACGCUCUGUGUCACGUGCCUGACAGCGACUGCCUCUCCCUGGGGGACUCCUCUCUGCUCACCCCCAUCGACCGCCUCUACUCCAUGCAGGACUCUUACUUCACCUCCUGAGGGUGGAGAUCGGACUCAGAGAGAAACGGUGUGUCUCCCUCAUCCCUUUGUUCCCGCACCGUGCACAAGAAAGUAGAAGAAGUGGUUGCAAAAGGGAGACGUGGGUACACUGACACCAUGCAAUAUGCAACGUGCAUGUCCAUUUAAACACGAUUACACCACUGCCUCCAAUGCUUUACAAUCUGUACGACACAUGCAGGCUCCUGUGUAUGCACGACGCGGACCGCUCUGUUUGAUUAUUAACCGCAUCCACUAAUGUAAAUAACUGUUUGUGUGUAUUUAUUCUCACAAUGUGUGUAUGCUGUUUAUCUUGAAUGAAUCAACAAUGAUCAAUAAA
This is a messenger RNA of Notothenia coriiceps (black rockcod), 1375 nucleotides long. RefSeq names its product LIM homeobox transcription factor 1, alpha (gene lmx1a). Lineage: Eukaryota; Metazoa; Chordata; Actinopteri; Perciformes; Nototheniidae. The record is from RefSeq and is a predicted model, not a curated record. Bases 1 to 1038 code for a protein of 345 amino acids. Gene Ontology annotation, molecular function: RNA polymerase II transcription regulatory region sequence-specific DNA binding; DNA-binding transcription factor activity, RNA polymerase II-specific. Gene Ontology annotation, biological process: regulation of transcription by RNA polymerase II; neuron differentiation. The transcript is spliced from 7 exons. Gene Ontology annotation, cellular component: nucleus.